AUGGCCAUCAAUGACAGAUUGCUGGUUUUUGUUUCUGAUAUUCUAGUGGAACGGGAAAAUGUACAGAAGAGGACCUUCACCAGAUGGAUAAACCUACAUUUGGGAAAGUGCAAGCCUCCUCUGAAAGUGAAAGACUUGUUUAUUGAUAUACAAGAUGGCAAAAUCUUGAUGGCGCUACUGGAAGUCCUGUCAGGACAAAAGCUGAUGCACGAAUACAAAUCUUCAACCCAUCGCAUUUUUCGUUUGAACAACAUAGCCAAAGCACUUAAGUUCUUGGAGGACAGUAAUGUAAAGCUUGUUAGCAUUGAUGCAGCAGAAAUAGCAGAUGGAAAUUCCUCUCUGGUACUUGGACUAAUAUGGAAUAUAAUCUUGUUUUUUCAGAUUAAGGAGCUGACAGGCAACCUCAACAGGAACUCCUCCUCCUCCAGCCUGUCCUCCGGGCCCAGUGGUCCCGAGUCAGACACGUCCCACCCCAGCACUCCCAGCGUGGAGAGAAAUGUGUCUGUUACAGUGAAGGAUCAGAGGAAAGCCAUCAGAGCCCUUUUAAUCUGGGUUCAGAGGAAAACCAGAAAGUACGGCGUUGCAGUUCAGGACUUUGCCAGCAGUUGGAGGAGUGGCCUUGCCUUCUUAGCUAUCAUAAAAGCAAUAGACACUACUUUGGUAGACAUGAAGCAAGCACUGGAGAAAUCAGCUCGAGAAAACCUGGAGGAUGCUUUCAGCAUAGCACAAAAUAAGCUGGGUAUUCCUCGGCUCCUAGAACCAGAAGAUAUCAUGGUGGAAUCACCCGACGAACAGUCAAUUGUGACAUACGUGGCGCAAUUUCUGGAACACUUCCCGGAGCUGGAAGGGGAAGACUUUACAGAUCCUGACAAGGAGCUUCCAAUUGAGUCCACAUAUGUCCACAUCAAAGACACACCUUCAGAAAAGGAAAGCAAAAUCUUGAUUUUAAGUGAAAGUGAAGAAAACAUGUAUACCGUUAAUCACGAAAGGAGUCAUCCUGCUCCUCCAAAGGUUCACAUUCAUGACACACCUGAGAGAAUUCCAUCAGAAACCGUUCCUGAAAACUGUAAUGGGAAAUUGAGUCAAGCGUCAGGUGAUGCACAGGAAAUGUCUGAAGAGGAGCCUCAGAGGCCUACCUCACUGAAAAUUACAGGAUCCGUCAGUUUUGAAUCCAAUUCCUCUUGGGAGGUUCUAAGUGAUAAAUUCAUGCCAGGUGACAGGGGCAUAUCUGAUGAUCCUCUGAAACAGAAUGAUGACCUUUCUCCAGCUGUUCUGACAGAUCAGAAAGAUUCUGUUGACUCUUUUGAAGACUACUCUGAAGAAUUAACUAAAGAAACCUCUACUGAAUAUGACAACGAAACUAAGAGCCUUUCAGCCAAUACAUCUUCUUUGAGUCCAUUAUCCUGGACUUCAGGUAUACUUACAGAUGAAUCUAUAAAUAAAGUAGAAGAGAGCAAACCCCAAACUUCAAUUCUUUUACCAGAAGAUACCUCAAAACAAGAAGAUACGCAUAAGUAUGUUCUUCAUCUUCUAAAUGAGGAAAUACUGAAAAUUCCACAAAAUGAACAUACAAAGCAAUCACCUGUCUUUGAGACAAUAGAAACUAACCAUUGUUCACUGAAUGGUUCUAAUCUCAAAAGCCAAGAACUAUCUACACAUGAAACAUCUGAUGACUCUCUCUCAGAUGUACCUAAAAAUCCAGAGGACCUGGACAGCUGUGAUGAAGCUGAGCCUGCAGCUGAAGUGCUACCCAGUUCUUCAAAAGUAUCUGUAAUACCCCAUGAUCUCUUUUAUUAUCCGCAUUAUAAUGUUCCCAUAUCAGCAGUUUUGGAUGCUUACCUUGAGCCUUGUAUUGAAGGAUAUGAUACUGGAAAUGACAAAGCUUCUUCUGAAACAGUAAUGGAUGUUUUACAUGAGAAGGGCUUACCAGAACAGAACUACAAGGAAGAUGCUCCAGAGCCAGACUUAGGGAAUAAGCUAGGUGUCCCUCCAUCAGAAAUGGAUACUGAGAGUGGCGAGGAGGAAACAACAGAUAUUAACAGUCACAUGAAUUCUUCCAAUGAAAAAGAAGUGCCAUUACUAGUAGGAGAAGAGUUAGAAAUUGAAAAAGAUGGCAAAAAGGUCACCAACCAUCAAGAUUCCACUAUUCCACAACAUCCUGAGGACAUAGUAGAACAUCUAGAGGAUUUAUCAAUAGCCAUAAAGAGACCAGAAAAAAGUAGUAAUAGGGAGGAAGAAGGGAAAACUAUGAUCAAAGUAGAAGACUUGCAGAUCUCAGAAGGUGCCACUACUGCUCUGUCACAAGAUAAACUGGAAGAAAUUGCUGAUUAUCAGGAAUUUACCAGAACCAGUGACAGUGAUUCCAACAUUCAUCUUCGAAAAAGAUCUCCUAAUACUUCUGAGGAGGAAACCUGUGGUGUAAAUGAGCAGAAGAUGACAGAUAUGGGUGAAAAUCCAUUGAUAAUCAGGAAGAAAAAGGACUUGGAAGCAAGUGAGACUCCAGCACCAACUCAUGAGAUUACGAUUGUUGAGCAGCCAGAGAUAUUCUACUUCAUCAUUUUCUUCUGGGCGCUGGUCUACUGCCUUUUACUCCUUCCACAGCUUCUUAGCAAGAAAGUUUGA
Messenger RNA from Nipponia nippon (crested ibis), 2622 nucleotides. NCBI's taxonomy places the organism in Eukaryota, Metazoa, Chordata, Aves, Pelecaniformes, Threskiornithidae. The record is from RefSeq and is a predicted model, not a curated record.